Molecule: messenger RNA, 963 nt
Organism: Sphenostylis stenocarpa
Lineage: Eukaryota; Viridiplantae; Streptophyta; Magnoliopsida; Fabales; Fabaceae
Source: the annotation of a GenBank genome assembly
AUGCAACUUGAUCUGGAAUCAUUGUCAGAAGCUACUUCUGGUGCCAUUGGAUCACUAGUUAGUACCACCGUCUUGUACCCUCUUGAUACUUGCAAGACCAAAUAUCAAGCUGAAGUUCAAGCUCACCAUCAGCGAAAAUACAAGAGUAUUUCUGAUGUUUUCUGGGAAGCAAUUGCUACCCGCCAGGUGCUUUCACUAUACCAAGGCCUUGGGACAAAAAACGUCCAAUCCUUCAUUUCAUCGUUCAUUUAUUUCUAUGGAUACAGCUACUUUAAGAAGCUGUAUUUGAAAAAAACUGGAAAUAAGUCCAUUGGAACAGCAGCAAAUUUGAUUGUUGCCACAGCUGCUGGAGUCAGUACAAUAGUCAUAACACAGCCUUUAGAUACAGCAUCCUCGAGGAUGCAGACAAGUGAAUUUGGAAAAUCCAAGGGAUUCUGGAAGACCCUUUCAGAGGGUACAUGGAGUGAAGCAUAUGACGGACUUGGCAUUUCCAUUCUUUUAACAACAAAUCCAUCUAUUCAGUAUACUGCAUACGAUCAGCUGAAACAGAGAAUAUUAAAGGGCAAGAUAAGCAAUAGAACAGGUACAAAGUCAUCCCCGGAAUCACUCUCUGCAUUUUCUGCUUUCAUGCUUGGUGCAGUUUCAAAAUGUGCAGCUACCUGCUUGACAUACCCAGCUAUCAGGUGUAAGGUCAUGAUUCAGGCUGCCGAAUCACAUGAUGAUAAGAGUACACAAGCUGAGAGGAAGGCACAGAGGACAAUCUCUGGAGCACUCUAUACUAUUUGGAAAAGAGAAGGUAUAUUGGGAUUUUUCAAAGGAUUGCAGGCGCAGAUAUUGAAAACUGUUCUCAGCGCUGCAUUGCUUCUGAUGGUUAAGGAGAAGAUCGCAAAGUCCACAUGGAUUCUAAUGCUCAUGAUUGGAAGAUACCUGUCUGUGAAUUCCCCCAAAUUGAAGGCAGUUUAA